UAUCAUCAAAUCAACGAAGUCUUUCGUCGUCAUCAAUAAUCAUAUCACUUCUGCGAUGUGGGCACAUUUUGUGUACGAUUUUAUUGCUCCUUAACUCCAUUCCCCAGCAUCACUGGUUUAUUAACCGCUAGACACAGUGCCUUUUUUGUUUUCAAAAUGAUGGUUGAUAAAGCAAUACAUCCGUUAGUUGCUUCUCUUUUUCUUGUAAUCUGGUUUGGAGGAUCACUUCCCUAUGCCUAUGCUCAGCUGAGUCCCACUUUUUACGAUGAAACAUGCCCUAAUGUGAACAACAUCAUUCGUGGAGUCCUUGUUCAGGCUUUGUACACAGAUCCCAGGAUUGGAGCCAGCCUCACUCGACUUCAUUUCCAUGAUUGUUUUGUUAAUGGUUGUGAUGGAUCGAUCCUUUUGGACAACACUGAUACUAUAGAGAGUGAGAAAGAAGCUGCUCCAAAUAAUAAUACAGUAAGGGGUUUUGAUGUUGUUGAUGACAUGAAGGCUGCAGUAGAGAAUGCUUGUCCUGGGAUCGUAUCCUGUGCUGAUAUUCUCGCCAUUGCAGCUGAAGAGUCUGUUUGUUUGGCAGGAGGACCCUCAUGGACAGUUCCUUUGGGAAGAAGAGACAGCUUAAUAGCAAAUAGAAGUGGUGCUAAUUCUGCCCUUCCGUCUCCCUUCGCGAGCCUUGAUGUUCUCAAAUCCAAGUUUGCAGACGUGGGCCUCAACACCAGUAGUGACCUGGUUGCCCUUUCAGGUGCUCACACAUUUGGAAGGGCUCAAUGUUCAAGUUUCAAUCUUAGAUUGUAUAAUUUUAGUGGCAGUGGCAAUCCUGAUCCAACACUGAACACAACCUAUCUAGCAGAACUUCAACAAUUAUGUCCUCAAUCUGGAAAUGAGAGUGUUGUAACAUAUCUUGAUUCCACUACACCUGAUACUUUCGAUGGCAACUAUUUCUCCAAUCUUCAAACCAAUGAAGGCCUGCUUCGUAGUGAUCAAGAGUUGUUUUCUACUACAGGUGCCGAUACCAUUGACAUUGUCAACAAUUUUAGUAGUAACCAGACUGCAUUCUUUGAAAGCUUUGUGGUGUCCAUGAUUAGAAUGGGGAAUAUUAGCCCCUUAACCGGGACAGAUGGAGAGAUCAGAUUGAAUUGCAGAAGAGUCAACGACAAAUCAACCGGAUCAAAUGCUCUUCUGGCUAGCUCAACAUGUAGAAUUCCAUUCGUAAAAGCUAUGGAUAAGCAAGCGGUGAACACUGAAAACAUCAUUUGUAUACAAGAGAAAAUGAAGCUUUCCAAACUUAUGGUUGUAGCUUUAUUCUAUGCAUUUUUGGUUGGAGGGCCAUUAGCCUAUGGUCAGCUUACUCCAACAUUUUAUGAUGAAACAUGUCCAUCUGUGAUCAGCAUUAUCCGUGGAGUCAUUGCAGAGACCUUGAUUUUCGAUCCCCGGAUCGGUGCUAGCCUCAUUAGGCUUCACUUCCAUGACUGUUUUGUUCAUGGUUGUGAUGGAUCUAUUUUGUUGGACAAAACUGCUACUAUAGACACCGAAAAGGAAGCUUUUGCUAACAAUAAUUCUGCAAGAGGCUUUGAUGUUGUUGAUAUAAUGAAGGAAAGGUUGGAGGGUGUUUGUCCCGGUACUGUGUCCUGUGCUGAUAUACUAGCCAUCGCAGCUGAAGAAUCGGUUGUCUUGGCAGGAGGUCCAUGGUGGCCAAUUCCAUUAGGAAGAAGAGACAGUCUAACAGCAAACAGAACUGCUGCUAAUGCUUUCAUCCCAGGUCCCCGUGACACCCUUGAGCGUCUCAGAUCCAGAUUUACGGUUGUUGGCCUCAACAACAAUACCGAUCUGGUAGCACUAUCUGGUGCUCACACAUUUGGACGAGCUCAAUGUAGAACUUUCAUUGAUCGACUGUACAACUUCAACAACACUGGCCUUCCUGACCCAACAUUGGACACCACUUCCCUAGCAACACUUCAGCAAUUAUGUCCCCAAGGAGGAAAUGGGACUGUGCUAGCUGAUCUUGAUCCCACAACACCUGAUUGCUUUGACAAUAACUAUUUCUCCAAUCUUCAAGCUAAUAAAGGCCUACUUCAGAGUGAUCAAGAACUGUUUUCGACUCCUGGGGCUGAUGAUAUCAUUGAACUUGUUAACAUAUUCAGUACUGAUGAAACAGCUUUCUUCGAAAGCUUUGUUGAGUCCAUGAUAAGAAUGGGGAAUCUUAGUCCUUUGACAGGGACAGAAGGUGAGAUCAGAUUGAACUGCAGAGUAGUCAAUGCAAACUUGGCUGGAAAAGAUAGUGCGCUUGUUAGCUCAGUUUGAAAGCCAGACUAUGCCAAGAAAAAAUUGAAAAUAACCUCAUGUAUAUGUAUGUGUGUAAUAAAAAUAACUUUGAUGGAAAUGAAAUGUAAUACUUAAAAUUCAGAAUAAAUAUUGAAGUUACAGCUUGGUCUAUUUGCCUGGCUGAGCACUCUUCAAUGGAAUUUCUUUGAA
Molecule: messenger RNA, 2475 nt
Organism: Populus euphratica (Euphrates poplar)
Lineage: Eukaryota; Viridiplantae; Streptophyta; Magnoliopsida; Malpighiales; Salicaceae
Exons: 9
Coding region: 157-2304 (715 amino acids)
Biological process (GO): response to oxidative stress; hydrogen peroxide catabolic process
Molecular function (GO): heme binding; peroxidase activity
Source: RefSeq, a predicted model, not a curated record